Suillus subalutaceus is the source of this 465-nucleotide messenger RNA. RefSeq lists its product as uncharacterized. The coding region runs from base 1 to 465 and encodes 154 amino acids. NCBI's taxonomy places the organism in Eukaryota, Fungi, Basidiomycota, Agaricomycetes, Boletales, Suillaceae. The transcript is spliced from 3 exons. The record is from RefSeq and is a predicted model, not a curated record.
AUGUUAAUCAAGGACUGGCAAGAAGUCUUAUCAAGUGUUAUCAAGACAGCGCUCAACAUUGCAGGGCAGUAUAGCGCACGAUCAUCAAUAGCCCAACUGCACACUGUCUCUCUCGUCCCCGCUGUCUCUCUCAUCCCUGCUGUCUCUUUUGUCCCUGCUGUUUCUUUCAUCCCCGCUGUCUCUUUUGUCCCUGCUGUCUCUUUUGUCCCUGCUGUCUCUUUCAUCCCUGCUGUCUCUUUCAUCCCUGCUGUCUCUUUCAUCCCCGCUGUCUCUUUCAUCCCUGCUGUCUUUUUCGUCCCUGCUGUCUCUCUUGUCCCCACUGUCUCUUUUGUCCCUGCUGUCUCUUUCAUCCCCACUGUCUCUUUUGUCCCUGCUGUCUCUCUCGUUCAUGCUACCUGUCAUGCCCCAUGGGAUGAAAUCUUCCAGGCUGAAAAGCCUCUCAAGAUCCGUCAGUCGAGCAUAUAA